AUUUUUGUGUGUGUGUGUGUGGAUUAACAAUAGUAGUCUUAGUAGAUUAUCUUUUCAUCAUAGCUAGGCUAUUUUAUUCAAGUCCCUUUAUUUUUUCUGUUGUAUGAACCCAAUUCACUCUGACAGUAUCAUGGUAUUUGCUCUUCCUCACCUUCUUGUUUUCUUACUAAUCCUGCUACCAAUUUCUUCUAUUGCACAAAAUAAUGGUAAUGUUACUGUUGGCAACUCUCUCACAGCCACUGACAACACCACUUCAUGGCUAUCACCUUCUGGUGAUUUUGCCUUCGGAUUUCGUCCUCUCAACCAGACAGAUCUCUUCCUUCUUUCUAUUUGGUUUGACAAAAUACCAGAUAAAACCGUUGUUUGGUAUGCUAGAGUAGAUAACCCUGUACCAAGGGGAUCAAAAGUGAAGCUAGAUGCUGACAAUGGGCUAGUCCUCACUGGUCCUCAAGGGGAUGAGUUAUGGAGAUCUAAUACAAUUGUUGGUACUGUAGCCUAUGGCGUUAUGAGCAACACAGGCAACUUUGUACUUCAAGAUAGCAGCUUCAAUAACUUAUGGGAGAGCUUCAAGAAUCCCACCGAUACAUUGUUGCCUUCACAAAUUGUGGAAAGAUCAGCUGGGGUGGUGCUUUAUUCUCGACAAUCAGAGACCAACUUUUCCAAAGGGAGGUUUCUGCUAAAGUUGCAGGAUGAUGGGGAUCUUGUGCUCAAUACCAUAAACUUGCCCACGGAUAAUACUAAUGACCCUUAUUAUAAUAGUGGAACUGUUGCUAGUGCUGGUGAUUCUGGUACCUCGGGUACUGCUGGUAAACAACUGAUGUUCAACAAUUCAGGUUACAUUUACAUUCUGAGAGAGAACAACCAAAGGUUUCCUCUAAGCCAGGUAAAGCUAGACUCAACUGCUGAUUUCUAUUUUAGAGCUACUCUCAACUUUGAUGGAGUUUUCACCCAAUAUUCUCACCCAAAGUCAUCCAAUGCCCAUGGAAGCUGGACUUCGCUCUGGUCUAUUCCAGAUAAUAUUUGUCACGCUACUGUUUCAAACUCAGGCAGUGGCACUUGUGGAUAUAACAGUAUCUGCACCCUUAAAUCAGAUCGAAGGCCAAAGUGUGAUUGCCCCAUGGGUUACUCCUUACAUGAUCCAAAUGACCAGUAUGGCAGCUGCCAGCCAGACUUCAUACAAGGCUGUCAAGAAGACAAGCUUAGUCCCGGGAAAGAUCUGUAUUCUUUUGAAGUGCUAAUAAAUACAGAUUGGCCAAACGCUGACUACGCGUUCCUCAAGCCUUAUACUGAAGAUCAAUGCAAACAGUCUUGCAUGGAAGAUUGUAUGUGUGCUGUUGCCAUUUUCAGAUUAGGUGAUAGUUGUUGGAAGAAGAAGCUACCUCUCUCUAAUGGUAGAGUUGACACCAGCCUUAAUGGUGGGAAGGCUUUUAUCAAAAUCAGAAACAGUAGUUCCAUCCCACCUCUGGGUCCUCACUUUCCAAAUAAUCCAGAAUCAAGGAAGAAGAAUCAGGACAAUUUGAUCCUCGUGGGGUCAGUGCUUCUCGGUGGCUCUUUGUUUGUUAACAUUAUAUUAAUUGUUGCAAUUUGUGUAAGUGUUUUCUUCAUUUACCAUAAGAAGCUCAGAAGACCUAUGAGCAAUGUUAAUUCUUCGGAGACAAAUAUGCGAUUUUUUACAUACCAAGAACUUGUAGAAGCUACAGGUGGGUUCAAGGAAGAAUUGGGAAAGGGAGCUUUUGGUGUUGUUUACAAAGAAGCAAUAGAAAUGGGUUCUAGUGUUCCUGUGGCAGUCAAGAAGUUAUAUAGUUUGGUUCAAGACAAUGAGAGAGAGUUCAAGACUGAGGUGAAUGUGAUUGGUCAAACAAAUCACAAAAAUCUGGUUCGUUUGGUUGGAUUUUGUGAUGAGGGACUACAACGAUUGCUGGUAUAUGAGUUCUUGAGCAAUGGCAGUUUGGCAAGUUUUCUUUUUGGAGACUUGAAACCCAGUUGGAAGCAAAGAAUCAAUAUCGCUGUUGGGAUUGCGAGAGGACUCUUGUACUUACAUGACGAGUGCAGCACCCAGAUUAUUCAUUGUGAUAUAAAGCCUCAGAACAUACUUCUUGACAACUACUACAAUGCUCGAAUAGCUGACUUUGGAUUGGCAAAACUUUUGAUGAUGGACCAAAGCCAGACUCGUACUGCCAUCAGAGGAACAAAAGGGUAUGUUGCACCCGAAUGGUUUAGGAAUAUGCCAAUCACUGCCAAAGUAGAUGUUUAUAGCUUUGGUGUCAUGCUACUAGAGAUAAUUUGCUGCCGAAGAAGCGUAAAUGUGGAGACAAUUGAGGAAGAAAAGGCAAUUUUGACUGAUUGGGCUUAUGACUGCUAUAGGGAAGGAGUAUUAGAUCCUCUGGUUGAACAUGAUGUGGAGGUCUUGAAUGACAGAGAGAAGCUCGAGAAGUAUGUCAUGGUUGCCAUUUGGUGCAUUCAAGAAGAUCCAUCUCUCAGACCUACCAUGAGGAGGGUAACACAAAUGCUUGAGGGUGUUGUUGAAGUGCUUGUUCCACCUUGCCCGUGUCCUUUUAGUAGGACAGUAACUAUGUCUUAGUAUUUACUCUCUUUUGCAAUAUACCAUCUUAUAUUUUUUUUUUUUGUAGUUAAGUUUGUUUUUGGUUUGUUGCCAUAAUGAUCUUUGUUAUAUUGGUUCAUGUGCUCCAAGUUGUUUAUAUGCAGAAGAUAUUAGAUAUGUUUCCAUAGCUUUUCAGAUAUGAAGAAGUUUAUUAACGAAUAAAGUGCCACUAAUUCCUAUGGAAAGUUUGUUUUCACCUACAAAUAAGAGGUUUGAUAAACUGUGUUCUGUUUUUUGUUUC
Molecule: messenger RNA, 2843 nt
Organism: Quercus robur (English oak)
Lineage: Eukaryota; Viridiplantae; Streptophyta; Magnoliopsida; Fagales; Fagaceae
Product: G-type lectin S-receptor-like serine/threonine-protein kinase RLK1
Exons: 2
Coding region: 104-2581 (825 amino acids)
Biological process (GO): protein phosphorylation
Molecular function (GO): protein serine/threonine kinase activity; ATP binding
Source: RefSeq, a predicted model, not a curated record